Messenger RNA from Helianthus annuus (common sunflower), 1077 nucleotides. Its product is annotated as ATP-dependent DNA helicase pif1-like. The transcript has 2 exons. The coding region runs from base 1 to 1077 and encodes 358 amino acids. The record is from RefSeq and is a predicted model, not a curated record. Gene Ontology annotation, biological process: DNA repair; telomere maintenance. Lineage: Eukaryota; Viridiplantae; Streptophyta; Magnoliopsida; Asterales; Asteraceae. Gene Ontology annotation, molecular function: DNA helicase activity.
AUGAAAGCGAUUGAAAAAGGUGAUGGAGGUGUCUUUUUUGUAUAUGGUUAUGGUGGAACUGGAAAGACGUUUCUUUGGAAGACAUUCGCAGCUGCAUUACGAUCGAAAGGUGAAGUUGUAUUGAAUGUUGCAUCCAGUGGAAUUGCUUCACUUUUGCUGGAUGGUGGUAGAACUGCUCAUUCAAGGUUUGUAAUUCCAAUCAACAUUAAUGAGGAUUCAAUAUGUUCGAUAGAGCCUAAUACUGAAUUAGGUGAUUUAAUUAAAAGAGCAACUUUGAUUAUUUGGGAUGGAGCACCUAUGACUCACAAGCAUUGUUUCGAGGCUCUCGAUAGAACAAUGAGAGACAUAUCACGUUCCAGUCAACCGAACAUGGAAUGCAAGCCUUUUGGAGGAAAGGUCAUUCUAUUUGGUGGUGAUUUUAGACAAAUUCUUCCGGUCAUCCCUAAAGGUACCAGAACAAUGAUAGUCAAUGCUUCUUUGAAUUCUUCUUAUAUAUGGCGAUACUGUCAAGUACUAAAGCUAACUGGGAAUAUGAGAUUAAGAGUUGGAUGUCAGGAAACAGAUUUAAAAGAAAUAAAGGAAUUUGCAGAAUGGAUUUUAAAGCUUGGUGAUGGUCUGCUUGGUGAAGAAAAUGAUGUUUCUGUGGGAUUUACGUAUUUCCAACAAAGAGCGAUUCUUGCUCCAACUAAUGAAGUAGUGGAUUCAAUAAAUAAAGAGUUGUUAGAGAAUUUGCAUGGUGAAGAGAAGAUUUAUUUUAGUUCAGAUAAUUUAUAUCAAUCUGAGGAAGAAUCAGAGCUUAACAUGGCAUUGUUUCUACCUGAUGUGUUAAACAAUCUUCGUUUGUCUGGUUUGCCUAACCAUAAAUUAGUAUUGAAACUUGGUGCUCCAGUGAUGUUACUUAGAAACAUUGAUCAGGCAAAUGGAUUGUGUAACGGUACACGUUUACAAGUCACGAAACUCGGAAAAGUUGUGAUUGAAGCAAAAAUUAUCACAGGGACUAAUGUAGGUCACCAUACUUUGAUUUCAAGACUGAAGAUGACACCUUCUGAUAAAAGAAUACCAGUGAAGAUUUCUUGA